This is a messenger RNA of Meira miltonrushii, 1890 nucleotides long. RefSeq lists its product as uncharacterized. The transcript has a single exon. The coding region runs from base 286 to 1656 and encodes 456 amino acids. The record is from RefSeq and is a predicted model, not a curated record. NCBI's taxonomy places the organism in Eukaryota, Fungi, Basidiomycota, Exobasidiomycetes, Exobasidiales, Brachybasidiaceae.
GGCGUUCACCAAACGCCAAAGUGAAGCUGCGCCAAUCUCCGUCAACGCCCUCGUUCCGUUGUUGAUGUGAAUUUGUAUUUUUCCUCUCCGUUAUAUCGGUUCCGUGAAUGUGUUCCAAAUCAUAUAAAGAGGUAAUGACUGUCAUCCAACCUUGAACAAUUUUCUCUUUAUCUCUUUUUGGAUCACCAAUUUCUGUUCCUUUUCUUAAACUUCUUUUCGACAGCUGGUCUGUCUUCUAAUUCUUUUUUUCUUCAGAAUCAAUCUCUCAUACAACAACUCCUCAACAUGAAGCUUCAAACAACUCUCGUCGCUUUGGCCAUCACAGCCGCAACCAUCAACGCUGCUCCAGUUGAAUUGGAAGAACGUGGUAGAUUCAGCGGAAUUACCAAAAUUUUCAACGGUGGUGGCAGCAAGCCAGCAACUGGAGCAGAUGCCCCAGCUCCGGCAUACAACAAAGAUUCAGCUGGAACCUUGAACGCUGGAAUGGGUUUAGCAACCCAAGCAGGUUUAUUGGGCGUAAAUGGAAUGAAUACCCAAGCAACCGAGAAUAAGAAUAACGAUCCUGCCGCUCAAAAACGUGUCGUAAGACCUGCAGCACCUGGAAGAUCAAAUUCUUCUCCAGCUGCCAUUACGAAUGACAAGAAUCCUCCUACUGCUCAACCCGGAAAGACUGGAAGCGCUGGUGGCACUACUAAACCCGCUGAUCCAGCAAAGAAACCCGAUUCAGCCACUUCAUCUGAUUAUAUGAACACAGCUGCCAAUUCUUUGGGAAUGGCCAAUUUGGGUAUGGGUCUUUAUAAUGCCGAUCAAGCUUUGCAAGCAACUCAAAAACGUGCUUUACCUGCUGCAGCGGAUUUGGGCUUGAUGAUGAUGGGAGGAGGUCCAUCAGUUGGCGUUACAAAGUCCAAUUAUCAAGAAGCAGGUAAUGGUAACGUGAAAGCAUCAGGAGCAAGUUCAGGUCGUCGUAGUUUGGUGGCCGAUGAACUUUUGGGUUCGGAUGGUUUUGAAAAGCGUGCUUUGCCUGCCGCUGCCGGUUGGGGUUUAGCUUUGAUGGGCGGAGGUCCUUCGGUUGGUGUUACAAAGUCUAACAGUCAAUCUGCCGGAAAUGGAAACGUUCACUUGUCAGGAUCCAAAUCUAGACGUCAAUUGCAAGAUGAAAGCUCAGAAUUGCAAAGACGCUUGAUCAGCUUCAGUCAUACUGAUUCUAACCAACAAAGUGCAGGUAAUGGAAAUGUUGUCGCUUCAGGUGCUUCUUCAGGAGGUGUUCCAAGUAAUGCUGACAAUCUAAUGGCAUCCUUGCAAGCAGGAGCUGCGCAAAAACAAAAGCAAAAGCGUGACGAAGAGAUGGUAAGGCGAUUGUUCAGCGUCAGCAAACAAGAUUACAACCAUCAAUAUGCAGGUAAUGGAAAUGUUGUUGCUUCAGGUGCUUCUUCUGGAGGUGUUCCAAGUAAUGCUGACAUAUUGACUGCAAGCAUGCAAGCUGGUGGUCAAAAAGGCGGCAAGCGUGCGCUUUUGCGUCGUCUUGUUAGUGUGAACACUUCUGAUCGAAACCAACAAGUUGCUGGUAACGGUAAUAUGCACAUGUCAGGUGCUAAAUCAGGAGCCAGUCCACAAUUUUUGGCUUCUUUGAACCCUGGUACUGCUGGUGCCGCUUAGUUGGGUUGAUUAGUUGUAUAGUCAUAGUCGCUGGUCGGCUUUGGCGAGAUUUGAUUCUUUUUUUUUUCUUCACUUUUUUCAAUUCAUUCUUUUUUACUUUUCAUCAAAAGAUGAUUGUCCUGUUUCAGUAUCGGGUAUCGGGAUUGAAUCAUUCUGUUCCUGAGGCCAACGCUUUUUGCCGGUAAAUCUCGUUAGCGGAACACGUCUAGGGAUUAAUGCAGAUUUACUCCACAA